This is a messenger RNA of Sinocyclocheilus anshuiensis, 628 nucleotides long. Its product is annotated as NADH dehydrogenase [ubiquinone] 1 alpha subcomplex subunit 12-like. The transcript has 4 exons. NCBI's taxonomy places the organism in Eukaryota, Metazoa, Chordata, Actinopteri, Cypriniformes, Cyprinidae. The record is from RefSeq and is a predicted model, not a curated record. The coding region runs from base 83 to 523 and encodes 146 amino acids. Gene Ontology annotation, cellular component: membrane; respiratory chain complex I. Gene Ontology annotation, biological process: response to oxidative stress.
GCGGAACCCAACGCGCUUGAUGGUGUGCAGCGGGAACGGUAAAGUCACGUGACAGUCCGUCAGUGUUUAGAGUCCGUCAGUUAUGGCGGAGUACGCGAAUUUAGUGCGGCGGGCCGCGGGUCAGCUCACCGGUCAUGGCGGUGUUAGAGGCUUCCUGCUGCAGCUCUUCAGGGUGAAUGAUAUCAAGACUGGAGCCUUGGUGGGUAUUGACAAAUAUGGCAACAAAUACUAUGAGGACAACAGAUACUUUUUCGGCCGUCACCGAUGGGUGAUUUACACGACAGAGAUGAACGGCAAGAACACUUUGUGGGAUGUUGAUGGCAGUAUGGUCCCUGCUGAAUGGCACCGUUGGCUACACUGCAUGACGGAUGACCCUCCCACCACUCACCCUCCAGAACCCAAGAAGUUCCUGGCCAAAGUUCAUCAGUUCAACAACAGUGGCACACUGAACUGCUACGUACCCUAUUCAACCACUCGCAAGAAGAUCCACGAGUGGGUGCCACCAGAAGCCGGGGAGAAAUAAUCCCCUCAUCCUGUUUGUGUUCCCUUACCACCUUUGACCAGUUCUGCUGUUUGGAACAUUCUGUAAAUUGUAGCUGUAUAAUCAUCAAUAAAUUAAAACAAAUGU